Aaosphaeria arxii CBS 175.79 is the source of this 1623-nucleotide messenger RNA. Its product is annotated as alpha/beta-hydrolase. The coding region runs from base 1 to 1623 and encodes 540 amino acids. The transcript is spliced from 7 exons. The record is from RefSeq and is a predicted model, not a curated record. NCBI's taxonomy places the organism in Eukaryota, Fungi, Ascomycota, Dothideomycetes, Pleosporales.
AUGCCUCGGUUCUCUAGGUUAUUUGCGACCACAACAUGGUUGUUCGCAGCCUCUGGCUCAAUUGUGUUGGGCGCAACGUCUGUGACAAUUGGUAAUGGCACCGUGGUAGGUGUUAGUGACCACAUCAAUGGAGUCGAAAAAUUCUUGGGCAUUCCAUUCGCAGAACAACCUACUGGCAGACUGCGUUUACGCCAAGCUGUGCCAUUGCAGGAAUCGUUCGGUACAAUACAAGCUCAAAGCUUCGGUGCCUCGUGUUUCUCCACGAGGGAUAAUUCCACAGAGCAAAGUGAAGAUUGUUUGACAUUGAACAUCUGGAGGCCAACGAAUGCAAGCACCGAGCCUUUGCCUGUGUUGGUGUGGUUAUAUGGGGGAGGAUUGACAAAGGGAUCGACUGCCGAUCCAAGAUUUGAAGGAACCUCCUUAACAGGGAUUUCUCAGAAGAUUGGGAAGCCUAUUAUUCUCAUAUCCAUUAAUUACAGAUUGGGCCCCUUUGGAUUCCUCAAUGGUAAAGAAAUGGCCGAGCUAGGGUUACUCAAUAUUGGCAUGCUGGACCAGCGUCUCGCAUUGCACUGGAUCCAGGAAAACGUCGGUGCUUUCGGCGGAGAUCCUAGAAGAGUCACAUUAGCUGGAGAAUCAGCUGGUGCUGUAUCAAUCUAUUCACACAUGAUGGCAUAUGGUGGUCGAGACGAUGGCCUCUUUCGUGGUGCAAUUCUCGAAAGCGGUGGAGCUUUUCCACUUACGCCACCAGACACUGGAGUUUUUCAAAAGACUUUCGACAGCCUGAUAACAAACACGUCUUGUUCUUCACUGAAGGGUGCUACUGCUACCGAGAAGCUUGAUUGCAUUCGAGAUCUUCCGGUCGAUGUGUUUAGGUCAAAAAUUGGUUCAGCUACCGGACAGUCUAUCGAUGGCACGUUUAGUCCAACCUCUAUUCAGCGAGCGAUUCCUGCGGGGAAAUACCUCAAGAUUGCUACAAUUGUCGGGACCAACACGGAUGAAGGAACUACUUCUGCGCCCACUGGCAUAAACGAGACCCAGCAACUCUUUGGUAAAGUUGCGGAAGGCUAUUUUCGUCCACAACUACUGCCCAACGAAACAGUGUCAACGCUUAUGAGCAUGUAUUCUACCGAUCCGAGCAAGGGUUGCCCAUACAACACUGGCAAAUUCAGAUUCUCUCCCGGAAAGCUCGACAAGAUGGCAUGUUCAAUAUUUGGCGACAUAGUACAGAUCGGACCCGCACGUAUGAUUGCGCAGAAUCUAGCCAAAGACGGAGUCCCUGUGUACAGCUAUCGCUUUAAUCACCUGAAGUCGAAUGCUACAUCAAUUUCAAAAGCCAUCGGAACUGGGGUAGAGCAGGAUUUCGUGUUCUCUAAUUUGAUACCCGAGCAACCUUGGGAUCAACAGAUGGCAUUUCAGAUGUCGGCAACGUGGGUUAGCUUUGCCUAUGGUCUAAAUCCAAAUGGUGCUAUUAAUGAGACUGGACUUCCAGAAUGGCCUUUGUACGGAAACGAGGCCAGUAGCAUGGUCUUCAACGGAUAUGGCUCGUGGAUUGAAACGGAUACGUAUCGAUCCGAACCUGUCCAAUACAUCAUCGAUCACGUUUUAUCAGACGGCGCUUCGUAA